UAUGCCCUUGACUAGAAUCGAACCUGGGACCCUUCAGUCCGCAGGCCGACGCGCUAUCCACUGAGCCAAACCAGUUAGGGCUAGAACAAUCGUUUUUAAAUAGAUAUUUUAAAAUGUUACUCCCCUGAUUAAAAUCCUUACUGGCCUGUGAAAAUGUGCCAGCCUAGUAGUGAAAGUCCUUAGGAUCUGGCUUCCGACCACCUUUGUUUCCUCCCUGUCUCCCUCUCUUAGCACUUUCUCCACGCACCUGCCUUUAAAAAAGAAAUCGAGCUACUCUCACUGUUCCUAAAGCAGCUAGGUCCUUGCAGGCCCCAGCAUCGUUCACCAUGUUAUUUCCUCUCUCAUUACUUGACAAAGCCCUAUGCAUUUUUCCGGGACCUUCAGAUAUGGUCUCUUUCGGGAAACCUUUUCCCGGGUGGGGGGCGUCCCUCAGACUGUAUCCCUCCUCCAUUUGCUUCUUGUUUAAACAACUUGUCUCCCCUGCCAGAUUAAGGCUUCUUUAAAGACUCUUGAUCAAGUUUAUUCUGCAUGGGUUUUACACACAAUUAAGACUUACUGAACAAAAGAAUCCCUUGUAUGUGUCCCCCACCCCCUCUCCCCCGGCACCCCACCCCUGGGAAGGAUGGAAAGAUCGUCCCUGCUCUGUGGGGUGCGGGGGCAAUUCCAGGGCAGUCUUGGUUCUCGGAAGGAGCCCAGAGGCCUAGGCUCGCACCUGAGGCAGUUUGGAACUGGGACGCACGAAGCGCCUAGUUUCGGGUUGACAGGAGCGGGUGCAGGGACCCAGUGUCCCCGACGGUCAGGGACGCCUCGGUCGGGAGUGGGCGGGCCGGGAAGGGGGGGCUCUCGGAGCUCAGGCCCCGCCCCUCUCCAGGGAGGCGACUCCGGAUUGGCUGUCCUUCCUUAACGUCAGGCGAUCCGCCCCGGCGCGCGCCCUGCCGCGUGCCCACCCCCGUGCGGCGGCUGCAGCCUACGCUAGCCUGCCACAGCCCGCUGCCGGCGACGCCGGGUCCUGAGCCCCAGUCGCGCGGGGCUCGACGUGGGGCACCUGGACCGCGGCGGCGGGCGGGCGAUGCUCCAGAAACCUGAGCAGCCAUGGAGGCCGAGGCAGGCGGCCUGGAGGAGCUGACCGACGAGGAGAUGGCGGCUCUGGGCAAGGAGGAGCUGGUGCGGCGCCUGCGGCGGGAGGAGGCGGCGCGCUUGGCGGCUCUGGUGCAGCGCGGCCGCCUCAUGCAGGAGGUGAAUCGACAGCUGCAGGGUCACCUAGGCGAGAUCCGCGAGCUCAAGCAGCUCAACCGGCGCCUACAGGCCGAGAACCGCGAGCUGCGCGACCUCUGCUGCUUUCUGGACUCGGAGCGCCAGCGCGGGCGGCGCGCCGCGCGCCAGUGGCAGCUCUUCGGGACCCAAGCAUCCCGGGCGGUGCGCGAGGACCUGGGCGGUUGUUGGCAGAAGCUGGCCGAGCUUGAGGGCCGCCAGGAAGAGCUACUGCGGGAGAAUCUAGCGCUUAAGGAGCUCUGCCUGGCGCUGGGCGAGGAGUGGGGCCCCCGCGGCGGCCCUGGUGGCGCGGGGGGCUCAGGCGCUGGUCCGACACCGGAGCUCGCCUUGCCCCCCUGCGGACCCCGGGACCUGGGCGAUGGAAGCUCCAGCACCGGCAGCGUGGGCAGCCCUGAUCAGUUGCCCCUGGCUUGCUCCCCAGAUGACUGAGGGCAUCGCUUCCUUCGCGCCAACGCCCGCCCAGAUGGCUCCCCAAGCGCCUGGAUUGCGAUGGACCUCGGAACCUGGAAGCCGCCCGGCUGCACGCGAAGGGCCGCUGGCAUGGACUUAGACAUCCUGGCACUGAGGAGCGCCCUUCGCUCUCGCUGGCUGGGCAACAGGGGGACUGGCGGCUGGAGCGGAGGGACUUGCAGGGGGCUGGGUGGGGGCUAAUAAACUGGGACGGAAGCAGA
Molecule: messenger RNA, 1943 nt
Organism: Myotis daubentonii (Daubenton's bat)
Lineage: Eukaryota; Metazoa; Chordata; Mammalia; Chiroptera; Vespertilionidae
Gene: CCDC85B
Product: coiled-coil domain containing 85B
Biological process (GO): negative regulation of DNA-templated transcription
Cellular component (GO): nucleus
Source: RefSeq, a predicted model, not a curated record